AGGCGGUUGCGUUCGGUCAUGAGGAAGAUUUUUCAGCAAGUAAAAAUAUCAGCCCUCAAAUAGAGUGAAGAGUGAGAAAAGUGUGGUGUGGAUAAGAUUAAGAAGAUGAUGAGAAGAUCAUUCAGUGGUGGCGGCGGUGGCGGAGGAGGAGGAGCUAAUGGCGGCGGCAUGUUAAGAGCCGUUCAAAGAGCAGUGAGGACAGGUGGUACUAUAAACGGUGCCGCCCAAGAGUCCUUCUCUCACUCAUCAACCACUAAAACAGCCAAAAGUAGUACUACUAGCGGCCACGCGUUUCAGAACAAAGCGAGUAAUAACGCCGUUUCUCUCUCCUCUUCAUCGCCUUUAUCUACUCUUCCGUUAUCUGCUGCUGCCCUUGCACCGGGCACCUGGGAUUCUUCUUCCGAAUCUGAAGAGUGGGAAUGUUUAGAGGAUAAUAAUAAUAAUAGUAGUAUUUUAUUUGAUGAUUAUAUUCUGGGUCCUGUUCCAUCAACCGACGAAGUUCAUCAUGCAGUUUCUGCACUUCACCAGGUCCUUGAACCAACCUAUUUUGCAUAUUCCACCAACGACGGUCUUGGUUACAAAUCAAAUGAGGAUACAACAGAUGAACUCACUAGUUCAAGUAACCUGACGCGUGAAGUACUCUCUUCCAGUGGAUCUGUGUCUGAUUGGAUUGAACCGUCUAUUCAUAUCUGUAAUUCGAAACUGUUGCAGUCAUAUGGAUCUAACCGAGUUUAUGAUGCUUUCCAUUUGCUGCAGACUGAACCUUCUAUUCAGAAAAUGGUCAUUUCACUGUCAUCUGACAAGGCUGUUUGGGAUGCUGUUCUGAACAAUGAGGCGGUUCGGGAAAUCAGAGACUCACUGAAACAAGUUGAUGCAGCUGAUAAUGGCUUACAAGCUGGAAAUUCUGAGGAGGGUCUUGAGAAGUCUGAUUCAGAUGAGACAGUCGACAUAAUCAGUUGGAUUGUUGUGAACACCAAGGAAAAAGUGUUGGAAAUAGUUGAGAAGAUCAUAGAGUUUGUGAAUGAGUGGUUUCAGCCUCCUGAGGAGGAGAAAACAUCAGAAGGGAAUACUGAUCCAUUUGAGGAAAAACUGAGAACUUCCUUCUUCCUUUCCAUCGUAGUUCUGCUGGUUGUUGUUGUUGCUCGAGCACAAUGUGCGUAGACAACAUAAUUCGACGACAUUACAGUUGGUAGUCCCCUUUCACUGUACUUUUGGAAGUGGGGAGUUGCAGUUUACUGUCUCACAGUAUAUGAAGCAAGAAACUAAUUCAGAAUUUUCUUGCGUACAGAAUAAAUGCUUUUGCCCAGAAUUUUCCUUUGCUUUUGUGGUUUUUAAUGAUUUCUUCAAUUUCACUGUUCUGAUGUAAUUAAUGAGUGGCAUGGCAACUCAAUUUAAUCCAAAUAUCCCCCCUUAUUAUGAACUGACAUCAAAUUAUAGUGUGUAGACUGUAGAGUAAAGAGUUUAUCUGAUGUGAUUAUUGUGUCU
Messenger RNA from Solanum tuberosum (potato), 1485 nucleotides. RefSeq lists its product as uncharacterized. Lineage: Eukaryota; Viridiplantae; Streptophyta; Magnoliopsida; Solanales; Solanaceae. The transcript has 4 exons. The coding region runs from base 106 to 1161 and encodes 351 amino acids. The record is from RefSeq and is a predicted model, not a curated record.